CCGGUCGAAUGUUGAAAAAAGCUGGUAAGGAUAUUCCAACGAAGUCCGGGACAAAAACAAAUCCUAAAUCUCAAAAAGAGGUUCCCGGUCAAAUGUUGGACAAAGCUAGUAAGGAAAUUCCAACGACGUCCGGGACAAAAUCUCAAAUUAUGAUGCAUCUUGAGAAAAUGGUGGAAGAGUCAGAUAUUAUGCACGGCGCCAUCCGUAGUGUAGAUAUGGAUGAAGGUGUUUUCAGAAUUGCUCAUUCCGAAUUAAUUGCAAAGGAGGACAUGCAACAACUUUUUGAACACGAAGAAUUGGGCAUCGAUGUCAUUCAUACAUACAUAUGGUACUCCGAUCAAUCUAUUAUUUACUUAGUUGAACAAUUUAUUUACACAUUUCAAUGAGUAGUCUAAUGUUUAUUAUGUUUCUAUUUAAGGUAUAUGUAUGACACAUUGAUGCGGGGAACUGAAUUGUGUAACCGAUUCAAUUUUAUUGCUGCUUCCCGUAUCAACACAACGUUUAUAACGAAAAAUCCAACAUCCAUAAUGAAUGAACUAGUCGAUAGAUUCAUGGUGGCCGGCGAUAAUACUACACCCAGUUUGUAUUUUUUACCGUUUAAUUCUGGCAACGGGUUAGAUUUUCUUUCUAAUAAUUUCAUUCUAAUCUAUGUAUAUCUUUUACGUAGAAAAUUUUCAUGCAUCUAAAUUUUUGUUUUAUUUUACAGUGGUCACUGGGUGUUGGUUGCUAUGGAUCUUUCGAGAUUAAUGGUGUAUUAUCUCGAUUCGUUACCGGGUAAUUGGAGUAAAUAUCCGAGUAUGAAGAAGACGGUUGACGCGUAAGUGAAAUUCCCCUAAAUAUUCGUGUGUAUUUGUAUAUUUAAUUAUGUCUGUCAGAUUGAUCUCAAUAUACAUUUUUAUUUUGUUAGGGCAAUACUAAAAUUUAGAUCGAAAAAGAAUUAUCGUAAUAGGAAGGACAUUACCUGGGUUAGAGUUCAGGUAUAUAUUAAGUUUCUUAUUUUUGCUUAUAAUAGUGUUUGUUUUUUGCUUAUAAUAGUGUUUGUAAGAAAUUAACUAUAUAUAUAUAUUGUUUGUUUUUUUGUGUAGUGUCCUCAGCAAAACAAUUCGAUCGAUUGCGGAUUUUUUGUACUGAGAUUUAUGAGAGAUAUCAUUGCGUUGAAUCGUAUAGACAUCCCAAAAAUGGUAUGGAAUAAUAACUUAGGGUUUAUUUUAAUAUUAUCGGAUAUUUCAUUUAAUUUGUUACUAAAUCAUGAAUAUGUUUUAUUCUCUUAAUUGAAGUACUUUGACGAAUACAAAUCUUACUCAAAAGCUCAUUUGGAUGAAAUGAAUGAUGAAUUGUGUCAAUUCAUUAUUGAUCAUAGAAUCAUAUAGGUUGUAGUUGUUGUACAUAUAUGUAUGGAAUGUUGUUGUACAUGCAUGAAUAUCAAUAUAUUAAUGUUGUAUAUAAAUGGAUUCAUGUUGUAUAUAUCAAUGGAUUAAUGGUGUAUAACAUUGGAUUAAAGGAUGAAAUCAAUAUGAAUUUUACACUUUUGCAGCAUGCGAACAGGUUCCCAAUUAAAUACCCACUGUUUUUCAAACAAUUUUUUUUUAAAAUAACUAACACUUUAGAGGGCGCUUUCUGUAGGAAGCGCCCUCUAAACACUUUACAUUGACAACUUUAGAGGGCGCUUUGUCCAGAAAACGCCCUCUAAGGUGGCCCUUUAUGGACCACUCCAGAGGGCGCUUUUUUCUGAAAGCGCACUAUAAUGUGGCCCUUAAAGGGCCACUUUAGAGCGCUUUCUCCAGGAAAACAAAGCGCUGUCUU
Lathyrus oleraceus (garden pea) is the source of this 1803-nucleotide messenger RNA. RefSeq lists its product as uncharacterized. NCBI's taxonomy places the organism in Eukaryota, Viridiplantae, Streptophyta, Magnoliopsida, Fabales, Fabaceae. The transcript is spliced from 2 exons. The coding region runs from base 9 to 386 and encodes 125 amino acids. The record is from RefSeq and is a predicted model, not a curated record.